AUGCUACUGGCGGUAGCACUGCUUUUAUCGACUUUGGUGGCGCGAUUGGACGGGAGGUUUUUGGAAAUCGGCAAACAACCACCCGGAACCGUUGCGAUUGUGCCGAAUGAUGACGAUGGCGAAAGUGUGCUGCUCGCUCCAUUAUUUGAUGAUCUGCAAGAACUCGACCGCGAAAAAGCUAGUGAGAUGAUUUCGGUAAAGCUGUUAAACCAGUACCACGCGAAAACGUUCGAUGUCGCGGAUCAGCUGAACGGUAACGACAUGAUGCUCGAUGAUGCCCGUCCGUUAUCAACGGAACUGGACCAUGAAGCGGUGAACCAUUUACAAGCACAUGGCAAUCACUUCGGGGGACCUUUUGUACAUUCAUCUCCAAUGGAUAUGAAUGUGAUCGACAUGAAGGAAAACGGUAUAGAGCAAGAUUUUGCCCCAACAGAAACGAUCCUUGACGAGCGUUUGCUGGAAGGUUGGAUACCUUCCGACAGCAACGUGGUACCAUCGAGUGCGAACCAUUUGCCACCGAGUAGCACCGUUGCUGCACGUGAAAAUAAGGCCAAUUUGAUGGCGGCUACUACUGCUACUACCACUACCAUGACAACUACUAGCACAACCACAAGAAUGACCACCGUGCGUAAAGUACAGCGCAAAACACGCCGGUUACAGUCGGUCAGCAGUUCGAGUAGUCCGCGUCCACCAAGUAGUACACAGCGUGCACCUCCGAGCGGAGUGAUGGCAGCAACGACAACUACGUCCACAAGCCAACGGCCACCAGUUCCCAAGAUAGACAUUAAAAAGCUAAAUCUGGAUCAUCUUGAAAAUGACCUGCUAUCCUUUUCCACACUGGUCCCUCCGCAGGCUUUGGCGCUCGCGUCCGUUUCCUCGUCCGCUCGCUUGCUUCCGAGAAGUAUAAAACCCGAGGAAGCAGUUCCCACUUGCGGCUGUCAGCACAAGAAGCGAUCGCUCUCGAAGAAUCUGUACUCAUCCGAGGAUCCUGUGGACGAUUAUGACUACUACGAUGACUACGACUAUAAUGAGGUGCAGAAGCGGCCCAGAUCGCUUGCUGAUCGGCCAAUGCUAUUCCCGGCCAUGUCACGCCUGCUAGCUGUUGGUUCCAGCGAAGUGCAGGAGAGUAGCAUUGAACGUGCGGAAAAAGUCCAUGGCACACUGGAAAGGCUAAUGGGCAUCGUGACCAUCUUUUCGCAUGUUGAUGAUUUUAUUCAGCGGAAAACGAAACAAUCGAUACGACGGUUGGCUCGUCUGUACGAAAGCGAGGAGUCGGAUUAG
This is a messenger RNA of Anopheles marshallii, 1281 nucleotides long. RefSeq lists its product as uncharacterized. The record is from RefSeq and is a predicted model, not a curated record. Bases 1 to 1281 code for a protein of 426 amino acids. NCBI's taxonomy places the organism in Eukaryota, Metazoa, Arthropoda, Insecta, Diptera, Culicidae. The transcript has 3 exons.